AUAAAACAAAGACCCAAUUCUAUCACAAAGGAUUAAACACAUCUAAGUAUUGCACAUGGUGUGAGGAGGACUCUGAGAGAAGUGAAGCAGGCGGGCAGUGUGCUGUAAUGCCGCCCUCCUGCACAGAGGGCGUGUUGCCUUGAAUCAGCCGCACUGAGCGGGGAGCGUGAGGGGAGCAGGUCUGGAUGAAGGCUGAUUAUUAUUCCUGGACUCAGACACUUGUGAUGAUGGCGGCCGAUGAGAAUGAAGAAAUGCGAAGCCUGGAGCUCAGUGGCCAAGUGGGGUUCAACAGCCUUCCUCAUCAAGUGGUCAGGAAGUUAGUUUCUCAGGGAUUUUGCUUCAACAUCCUCUGUGUAGGUGAAACAGGAAUAGGCAAAUCAACCCUGAUCAACACGCUUUUCAACACAACAUUUGAAAACGAGGAAGCUGAUCACUACGAGCGAGAAGUGAAGCUGCGUUCGCAGACGUAUGAGCUGCAGGAGCACACUGUCAAACUGAAGCUGACUAUUGUGCACACUGUAGGCUUUGGAGACCAGAUCAACAAGGAUGAAAGCUGCAAACCCAUUCUUGACUACAUCGAAGCCCAGUUUGAGAAAUAUCUGGAAGAGGAGCUAAAAAUAAAACGUUCCCUCUCCAACUAUGAUGACACCAGAAUCCACAUCUGCCUGUAUUUCAUUGCUCCCACCGGGCAUACCCUUAAAUCUCUUGAUCUGGUUAUGAUGAAGAAUCUGGACAGCAAGGUCAACAUCAUUCCCAUUAUUGCAAAGGCAGACAUCAUGUCAAAGACCGACCUGGGAAACUUAAAGAAGAAGAUCAUGACUGAGCUGCAGAGCUACGGCGUGCAGAUAUAUCAGUUUCCGAACGAGGAUGAGGAAGUUGGAGAGAUAAACUCUUCCUUAAAUGCUCGCCUUCCCUUUGCUGUCGUUGGAAGCACGGAGGAUGUUAAAAUAGGGAACAGAAUGGUGAAAGCAAGGUCGUACCCCUGGGGAGCUGUACAGGUGGAAAACGAAGAGCACUGUGACUUUGUUCAUCUGAGAGAGAUGCUUCUGCGCGUUAACAUGGAUGAUCUCCGGGAGCAAACACACUCUCGUCACUACGAACUCUAUCGCUGCUGCAAGCUACAAGAGAUGGGCUUCAAGGACACUGACCCUGACAGCCAGUCGUUCAGCCUGCAGGAGAUGUAUGAGGCCAAAAGAAGGGAGUUCUUCAAAGAGCUGCAGCACAGAGAGGAAUCAAUGAGACAGAUGUUUGUUAACAAAGUGAAGGAAACGGAAGCCGAGCUGAAAGAAAAAGAAAAAGAGCUUCACGAGAGAUUCGAAGUGCUGAAGCGCAUGCAUCAGGAAGAAAAGAGGAAUCUGGAGGAGAAAAGGCGAGAACUGGAAGAAGAGAUGAAUGCUUUCAACAGGAGGAAGGUGGCAGCUGAAACGCUGAUGGGACAAGCGCUGCAGGGAUGUUCACAACAGCCGCUCAAAAAGGAAAAGGACAAAAAGAAGCCGACCUGCCAGACUGUCUCUCAGGCAAGGGCACUUGUGUUUACAUUUGACUUGUCUCAGCAGUGCUCAUGCCAUGUGCAGCACAGAUGAUACCCAGACAUCCUACAUGGAGCUGGCAUCAUUUUUUCAGGUGAAAACAUUACGUGCCAGGGUGAAUUAUCAAUGCGCAAACCGCAGAUACUAGAGACUGGAAUGAGCCAAACAACAACAACAACAACAAAAUAUAUCAAAAAGGUUUGUAAACAGAAGCAGUGGGUGGAAAUGAAAUGGAAACAAAAUGUCCAAGAUUCAGAUUUUUCACGAGCCAGAUUAAUAAGUCAAUAUUUUAUGAAAAUUAUUCAUUACCUUCUUGAAAUUAAUACAUUUACGUUUUCUAAGACUACUAUGCCUUAUUGCUCAACGAUGGUGUUAUGACUAUAAGAUUUUUCAAGGUGAUAAACUUCAAACUCUUAGCCUGAAAAAAACACACACAGAAAAUCCAGAAUACUUCUGUUUGAUGUUACAUGUCUGUAAUGACAGCUGAGAUAUUUUAAAGCUUUUCCCAUAUUUUUAGAUGAAACAUGAGUGACUAUGGAAAACAUUGUAUAUGUUGACAUAAAGCUUCUUCAGUCUCCCCUCUGCGUGCUCCUUAAGCUCAGGAAGGAACCUGAAUUAGAAGACUUUCUAGCGCAUGAGAACAUCAGACUAACAAUCAAGUGUUUUUAUUUUUACAAUGUUUAAUAAAGAUUUUAUAGAACUAAAACAAGCUUCAAGGUGAGUCAACCUGAUGUCUUCAACGUCAUCUACAACUUUAUCUGCACACUUUUAAACAACGUGCUGUGGCAUUGUCUCUGCAUGGCUCCUGAACUUGAUUCCUGCAAGUACUAAGACGUCCGCUUCGCCAAAAUGUUUUUUGUACUACAGUGCCUUGCAAAAGUGUUCAUACUUCUUGAAGUUUUCCAAAAAUUGUUUAUGUUACAGCCACUAACUUCUGUAUCUUUAUCAUGCUAUUAUAUUAUAUAAAAGAGCAAUGCAAAGUAGAACAUGUUGUGAUGUGGAACGGAAAUUAGACAUGGUUUUCAAAUUUUGUUUCUUUUGCAAAUAAAUAUCUGUGGUGUGCAUCUGUAUUUAGUCCUUUUAAGGUCAAUAUGUUCUAAAGUAGCUUUGUGCUGCUGGUAUGGCUUCUUUGCAGAUCUAAAAAUCAAAAUUUUAAACCUGUUCAAACUCAAUCAGAUUGGAUAUAGAGCAUCCUCUCUGCUGUGUUCCUUUGUCUGCAAAAGGAUCUUUAUUAUUAACUAAUGUUUUCUAAAAAACUAAGCAUCGGAGUACCAUAUACAGUGAGAUGGUGUUAGCCAUGGGUCGGACGUUUAGAUAAUCAUGACUUCUGAAGGAACUGGUUGCAGUGAAUUUUAUUAAGACAUUCUAGAGUAAAGAAACCCAUGCAACACUUUUUAUUUUUUAUGAAACGCUGAAACCGUGCAUCAUUUUCCUUAAACUUUAGAAUCAUGUGAUAUUUUGUGUUGCUCUAUCACAUAAAAUCCCAUUUAGGUUUGUGGUUGUAACAUAACAUAUUGAAAACUGAAUAUUUUUGCAAGACAAAUUUAAUGUGUAAUCAUCCUGUUCUUGCCUUGUAUUGCUUGUAAAUGGAAUGUUAAAAAAUUCACUGUGAGAUAUAUAAUACCCUCAUGUGCUAAUGCUGUCAAAUGACUUCUUGUUUGUAGUCAUGUUAUGAUUUAGAAGCACUUUAAAUGAACUGUAGUUCAGAAACUAUAUUGAUAUAUAUAUUUAAAACAAUGAAUGGUGUCUUGCUAUUCAAACAUUUAUAUUCUUAUAUAAUUUCUUAAAGAUGUAUAUGUAAUAUGUAAGACUUUAAACUAGAAAUGUUGAGUAUGCUGUUAUAACAUAAAAAGACUGGAUUUGAAUAGAUGCAGGAUUAAAAUCUCCUAAUGUCAAUAAAUCCUGAUGUCAGAUUUGUGUUGACUUGAUCACUUCCAGAUUAGAAGUGUGAUUUAAUAAAAUUUUUUCUUUUGAAAUGCA
Molecule: messenger RNA, 3509 nt
Organism: Xiphophorus maculatus (southern platyfish)
Lineage: Eukaryota; Metazoa; Chordata; Actinopteri; Cyprinodontiformes; Poeciliidae
Product: septin-8-A
Exons: 12
Coding region: 186-1583 (465 amino acids)
Biological process (GO): cytoskeleton-dependent cytokinesis
Cellular component (GO): microtubule cytoskeleton; cell division site; septin ring
Molecular function (GO): GTP binding; GTPase activity; molecular adaptor activity
Source: RefSeq, a predicted model, not a curated record